AUGCCGUCGGCGAUGGUGGCGGCAGUGGGGCUGCCUCCGGCGGUGGUGUUGUCGCGCGGCAAUGGUGGUGGUGGUGUUCUUCAGAGUAUAGCAUUUGAUGCAUCUGAAGAAUACUUGAAAGUAUCCGAGAGGACCGCAGUUGAAUGUCUAGAUUGGUUUUAUGCAUGUGUUUAUGAGGUUUUUCACGAAGAAUAUUUGCGUAAACCUACUCAACGUGAUAUUGAGAGAUUAUAUCCGGCUCAUGAAGAGAGGCAUGGAUUUCCUGGUAUGCUUGGCAGUCUUGUUUGUACGCAUGUGGCUUGGGAAAAAUGUCUAACUGCAUGGAGUGGUCAGUUCACUCGAGGAGAUAUAGGUGAACCAACUAUCAUCCUAGAAGCUGUUGCAUCUCAAGAUUUGUGGAUAUAUCAUGCCUUUUUUGGAGUAGCAGGGUCUAACAACGGCCUUAAUGUUCUUGGCCAGUCUCCACUUUUCAACGAUAUUUGGACCGGCAAAGCACCUGAUAUGACGUUCACAGUAAACGGGCACGCGUACAAAUACGGUUACUAUCUUGGUGAUGGGAUAUACCCGGAUUAUUCUGCAUUGAUGAAGGCAUACUCGGUUCCUCGAAGUGAAAAAGCAAAAUUUUUUACAAGAAAACAGGAAUCGGCGAGAAAGGAUAUCGAAAGGGCAUUUGGAGUCUUUAAGCAAACAUGGCAUGUAGUGAAAUAUGCUACACGACUCUGGGAUAAAGAAAGAAUUAAACGAAUGGUCCUAGCAUGUAUUAUAAUGCAUAAUAUGAUUAUUGAAGAUGAAGGUCGAGCGAUUUGCACGUAUGAUCCGAACGACGUUGUCGUUCCAAUUGAGGAGUUCGUACCCGGAACGAAUGUUUUUUUAGAGCGGGUUGUUGAAAUUCAUAACUGUGAAACGUGUUUCAAUCUUCGAGAAGAUGUCGCGGAACAUUUGUACCAACAUAGCAUGAACGACAAUUAG
This is a messenger RNA of Lactuca sativa (garden lettuce), 969 nucleotides long. Lineage: Eukaryota; Viridiplantae; Streptophyta; Magnoliopsida; Asterales; Asteraceae. The record is from RefSeq and is a predicted model, not a curated record.